Molecule: messenger RNA, 2560 nt
Organism: Neoarius graeffei (lesser salmon catfish)
Lineage: Eukaryota; Metazoa; Chordata; Actinopteri; Siluriformes; Ariidae
Gene: shisa9a
Product: shisa family member 9a
Exons: 4
Coding region: 139-1290 (383 amino acids)
Biological process (GO): regulation of AMPA receptor activity; regulation of short-term neuronal synaptic plasticity
Cellular component (GO): postsynaptic density; postsynaptic membrane; dendritic spine membrane
Source: RefSeq, a predicted model, not a curated record
UAGUGCAGGUGUGAGAAAACUGGAAGAAAAGCAAUCUCAGAAAAAUGGUGAACAACAUCCCGCAUGGGCACAAUUUCAUACUUAAAUCUCUGUCCCGUUCCACCUGCUAGCCAGUGGCCCUGAGAGAGCGGGAGCAGGAUGAGAUGGACGGUCUUGCUGUGGGAGUACCUGUUGGUGGAGGUCACGGCGCUGGUGUGCAGGGCGGACGGUGAAGCGGAGCGGCGGCUGGACGGGUUCGUCGUGUUGUCGGGUUCAAACGGCUCCGAAGAGAGCGGUGUGUCCGAGAAGCCCCACACGCAGGACGAGUGUCGCGGCUACUACGAUGUGAUGGGUCAGUGGGACCCGCCGUUCGUGUGCCGCACGGGCACCUACCUGUACUGCUGCGGCACCUGUGGCUUCCGCUUCUGCUGCGCCUACAAGAGCUCGCGCCUGGACCAGAGCUUGUGCACAAACUACAACACACCAGUGUGGCUCAAAGGCCAAACACCGUACAAGAAGACGGACCCGAGGCACGAUCCGACCAAGGACAAGACCAACUUAAUCGUAUACGUCGUGUGUGGAGUUGUGGCCAUCAUGGCGCUCGUCGGGAUUUUUACCAAACUUGGAUUGGAAAAGGCGCAGAGACCUCACAGGGAAAACAUGACUCGAGCUGUAGCAAGUGUGAUGCAAGGUGCCUGUCAAGCUGAACAUGAAGAAGCCAUCGGAAGACAUGCACAGAACUAUGACAACAUGCAGGCGAGGGCAAACAAUAUGCAAGGAGCCCAAAUGCACAACAUGAGCCAGGCCCACCCCUACCCUGUCCUCAGCCAACUGGCCCAUGUGUAUGAGCAGCAGCAGCAGCAGCCUGGCAAAGAACUCAAUAAAUACGCCUCACUAAAGGCGGUUGCAUCAAAAGUCAACGGGGGCUUCUACAACAAGCAGCACUGUCACAUGACAGAGUUAGGAGCGAAAGGCAGCCUGCCCCUUCACACAAUGAGGAUGGAGCAUGUGGAGCCCACUGCCUCAUACGUCACUGAGAUCCCCAUCCCCAAGCAGAAUGAACAGAAACCUAAGCCCACCAAGCCCCAUGUGCCACAUCAUCAUAUGGCCUACAGCUCCAACACCAUAGCCAACCCAGGAAUGCUGAAGGCCUGGGAAGGCACAGAGACGGUGGGUCGGCGCAAGACCUAUGGUCCUAGGAAGCCCUACAUGGUGGGUCAGAUGAACGAGCUCCACACUGCCCGCAGUCACCACUACCUACCCACACAGCCGUACUUCAUAACCAACAGUAAGACAGAAGUGACUGUGUGAAGGAAUAACUUGUCUCCAAAGGGCUCGCUAGCCUUUGUGAGCAGGAGAAAUGGAUCAUUAUCCUGACUGUAACCUUCACUCUGCCCAUUGUGGAAUGGAGGCGUAACUGCAGACGUGAGCUGGUCACACCAUGAUCAGACACACAACCAGGCGGUCGGCAAGCAAUGACAACAGCUGAACCAGGAACAUUCCAUUGUUUUUGUGAAAUGUUCACUCUAAUUUAUAUCCAUGCCAAUGAUGAUAUGUUUGUGUUUAAUCAGUGAGAUAAUACGUAGUUUUAAUUCAAAUCAAUGAGAAAAGAGUCAAAGUACACAAGCAAUAAAAGCAAUCGAAUAAACUGACACGAAGAAUAAUUAGGAAUAAGUGUUUACUCCAGUAAUUAAGAGGAAAUAAGUGCAGUGCUGAACCCAAAGGUUCAAGGGCUAGUGUGGCAUGUUGAACACAGGGCCAGUAUUCUUCACAGUACCAGAGCUGAUGUACAUGAUGUCUAGCACAAUUAUCUUUCAUACACUAGUGAGACUAAGAUCAUAUUUCUUCUAUCUAGAAACAUUUAAUGGCAGAUGCCUUAUUUAAAAGACACCUUGGAAAGACGUAAACUCUAAUUCAACCGACUGAUAUUUUAGGGCUGUACCUUUUAUUUUCAUAUUAACAGUCCUCACUGUGUGUAGAUUAACUAACUCCCAGUUCAUUCAUUUUUCUUUGUAACAAGCCCCCAGAGAUGUAGGUCAUUCUCAAGAAAUGAGAUCAUCUCACAGACAGCCAGUUUUCUGCCAUAUUUGUUAUGGAGUACCAUGAGGUAGCAUGUGAACUGGAGACUGUAGAGUAAAAAGCACUGUUAACUAACAUGAUCGCUCUGCUACUAAUUCAAGAUUCAAGACAGUUUUAUUGUCAAUACGUCCAUACACAAGUAUACAGUUCAUUGAAAUACCAUUUCCCUCAGGCUCCCCAUGGUGCAUUUAUUGUGCAAAUUGUGCCUGAUGGCUCUUUAGCUUUGGAAACAAGUAUUUGUUCUCCCUUCAGUAUAAUUACAAUUAUUUCUUAUGUGUUGUCUUGUAUCCUCUUGAAGGAAUUAAAGCUUGUUGUACAAUAUUUCUUCAUGACAAUAGAUGUAUGUGCAGCUAAGUUGCAACCACUGGGUUUUAGCACUUUUAUUUCAGUAGUAAGUAGUUUGGGGGAAGCUUUUCCCCCCGCCCCACACAGGCCUUCUGGUGAAAUUGAUUUUUAAAGUAUAUAUAUUUAUACUCUUGCCAGUAUAUGUAUGCAAAUGAUA